AUGGGCACUGCAGCAAAACGUCAGAGGCGCAUGUCCUUGCAAGAUCUCCACGGAAGUCUGGUUCAGGGCAAGAGCGUUGGAACGUCAGUUCUGCAGGCGGCCUAUACAAAGCUUGUUUCAGAUCAACCUUUGGCGUUGCUGCCGUCACUUCAGAGGAAAGAGCGUGCAGCUUUGAAAUUUCAGGAUGCUUCUGAGAGGGCUCGCAAAGAAAGUGAGUCUCGAGUUCGCUUUGCUGUGUUGCUUGGUGGGUUCGUGAGGGAGGCACAGCUCCCAGUGGUCGCUGAAAUCGCUGCUUUAGCAUCUCCAGAAGCAGGGUGGAAGCGCUACCACUGGCCGCAACGAGCUGGCGAUCUUGUGGAGUACGCGGAGGAGCUCUACGAGUCUGGUUGCGGGAAGACCGCGUUAGAUGCCUUACAAGCUGCGCUGACAGUGCUUGAGUCUGCAGGCAAAGUACGGGAUUCAGAGCUUCUUUCAGGUGACACACUUUGGGUUGCUACACUGAGAAGCAUCACAUCAGAUCUGGUAGCUGCGCAUCCGCCAAGGAAGCCAGCUGAGCUACCCACCGUGGCUACUGUUGUGGCAUUGGAGUUAUCAGUCUGUCAGGAGACGCUCCCGCUGUACUUCCGUGCAAUGGCUUGGGUUUUCCUUUUGAUACUCUGGUGCAGCCUUCGAGCAGACGAUGUGCAGGGUCUGCUUCCCGAGAGUAUGUUGCUAAAUGGAGUUGGCUUCAGUGCCACGCUGGGAAAGACGAAGACCACGGGGCCAGACCGUCGAGUACGUGACAUCAAGAUCUUUGUGGCGCGGGAAACGAGUCUAACUGGGUGCGAUUGGCUUUCUGAGGGCCUUGCCAUUUGGACUACUUUUAGCAAGCCUCGUGACUAUCUUGUUUUGGAAGCAAAGGGUGACUGGAGUGGGCCGACUGGGAGAGCUGUCGACCCUUCUGCACUGACGCUUUACCUACGGCAUGUUUUGGCCAAUCUUCGGGGUCCUCUAAGGAGGCCCAACGGGCAGUGGGUUCUCAAUCUGCAAGUCAGGCUGUAUCCAAACCAUUUAGAGUCAUAUAUUACUGCCCAUGCAUUGCGUGACUGGCUUGCUUCUUUGGCAGCAGCAUUAGGGGUGCCUAAGCCUAAGCCAGACCGAGAUUUCCUGGGGCGAUGGAGCAUUGGCUCGGCUGGGGGUUCAGCUGACUAUGUGCGCACAUCUCGUGAAGUGGUGCAGCGCGUGCAAGACUUGGUCGCCAAGACGUUGGUCACUGGCAAGCCUCGCCCCUACCUUGAGCACCAGGCUUUAGAUCGUUUGGCCGAAGCUAUGAACCUUCUCGAUCAGAAUGGUGCCCAAGUGCGAGCGCAUCAUGACAUCCUGCGAAAACUGCCUGGCGCUCCACGCUUGGGUGGGGAAUGGCCGACCUUCAUUCCCGGUGCCGAAGAGGAGGAGUUGGUUUCAGUGCAUGAGCCCAAGGUUGGAAGUCAAAGCGCUGCCCCCACGCAGCCCAAGUAUUUCAUCACUGUUUCAAAGCACACCGGUUUCAGAAGGCUCCACCUCAAUGGUCAGUGUUAUGUCAAGCCCUUUAAGUGUAGAUCUGUUUCAUAUCAUGAUGUCGUUGACGGCGCUCAGAUUGAUGCCAUUUGUCGUGAUUGUAAACGGCGCAUGCGGAGGGAGACUGGCGAGGACCCACAAGAGGACUCGUCGAGCACGUCGGGCACCUCCAGCGGCACGGAGGCCGCUGAAGGAGAGGCCGCGGAGUGA
Symbiodinium natans is the source of this 1746-nucleotide messenger RNA. The record is from the annotation of a GenBank genome assembly. NCBI's taxonomy places the organism in Eukaryota, Dinophyceae, Suessiales, Symbiodiniaceae.